GAAACCCAAGAGGAAAUGACUGAGCCCGUCUGGGUCCCCGCCCGCCCGCCCUCCUGCCUGCGCUCUCCUGGCCACACCCUCUGCCUGGGCGCAGCUGCGGCAGCUGCCCUCUAUCCACGAGGCUGCUCGGACCCCGGCUCCGAGAUGUCGCCCUCUGGUCGCCUGCACCUCCUCAUCAUUGUUGGCCUGAUUCUCAUUACCAGAGGACAGACAUUGGAGGAGGCCACAUCUAUUUCUCUUGCAGUCACAACCACUGAGGACAUUCAUGCCAUGACUCAAACCCCAGAUACAGUUCACCCAGAACUCCAGACAUCAACCCUGCAGGCUAGUGCAGAAGUAACAGCAACCCAGACGAAGACCCAGACACAGCACCUGACAGGAGUGGAUGUGCUUCUAACCACAACUCCGGGGACGGAAGCCACUUACCCUGCUGAUCCCAUUAAAGGCAUCACACCCUCCAAACAGUCUCCAGACCAGGACUUCGAGGCAGACCCUGCCCUCAGGACAACUGGUUCAAGUGAGGAUGACCCCUUCUCCUAUGACGAGGUCACUCUCCGGAAACACGGGCUGUUGGUUGCAGCUGUGCUGUUCAUCACAGGCAUUGUCAUCCUCACCAGUGGCAAGUGUAGGCAGUUGCCCCAAUUAUGCAGGAAUCAUAACAGGUGAGCCCAUCAGAAGUGGGGACCAAUGACCUGAUGGGCACCAGAAACCAAGCCACCAGCAGCUCACCAUGCCCACCUCCCCCUUCCCCUCUCAGAACCUACAGAAUAGUCACUAAAGCCCAGCCUGAGAGGGAAGACACAGGUGGAGCCAAAGGCAGGGCUGAUGGCCUGAGCCCCCUACCUUCCCAACUCUGCCUGCCCUGAAGGCUGUAUAGCUCCCCAGGCACUGCCCUACUACACUGACCAUUCUGUUCAGCAAAUAAGUAAAGCACUGUAAUCUUUGUCUCAUGA
This is a messenger RNA of Phyllostomus discolor (pale spear-nosed bat), 953 nucleotides long. It is a transcript of the gene FXYD5, whose product is annotated as FXYD domain containing ion transport regulator 5. Bases 16 to 666 code for a protein of 216 amino acids. Gene Ontology annotation, biological process: regulation of sodium ion transmembrane transporter activity. The transcript is spliced from 9 exons. The record is from RefSeq and is a predicted model, not a curated record. Gene Ontology annotation, molecular function: sodium channel regulator activity. NCBI's taxonomy places the organism in Eukaryota, Metazoa, Chordata, Mammalia, Chiroptera, Phyllostomidae. Gene Ontology annotation, cellular component: membrane.